UUUGAAAGUGGGCGCAAAGGCGGGAGCGCCGUUCGGAAAACGUGGAGGCGACGCCGGAGACUCGGAGCGUCUCUAAGGUGCAAAAUGAUUAUACCUGUGAGAUGUUUCACUUGUGGUAAAAUAGUUGGAAACAAAUGGGAAGCGUAUCUUGGCCUUCUGCAAGCAGAAUAUACAGAAGGCGAUGCGUUGGAUGCUCUGGGUCUAAAGAGAUACUGUUGUCGGCGAAUGCUGCUUGCCCAUGUUGAUCUGAUUGAGAAGCUCCUGAACUACGCCCCUCUGGAGAAAUAAAUGUCUAGAAGACUGUGUAGCAUUAUAGAGUCAUACAAGCCAGAGUGCUGCUAGAAAUCCUCAAGCUGUAAACUGCUAGGGUUUCACAUGCACAUCAUUCUGUAUUAGGGAUUUUAUUCUCUGGGCAUACUAUUGUACCAACCACUAACCUCUGCAAAGAAAACUGCUGAAAGCUGCAAUCCACUUGCACACAGUCGGAGACUAUUGUUUUAAUUGAAAUAGGGGUGAAGGUUCUGCAGAAAUGCGUGGAUUUUGAAAAUGUUGAUUUUUUAAAAAAAAUUAACUGACAGCUAUAGCUAGUUUCGGAUAUUGCAAUGUUUGUCUGUCCUUCCUCUUCCCUUUCAUUUAUUUUAUUAUUAUUAUUAUUCUAAGUCUCGUUCAGGAAAGUAGAAAGCGCUAACGGCAUACUAACUGCUUCCAGAUUGUUUAUUCCUGGCAUCUAUCAGUGUUAAGGAGGGAAAAUCACCUCUGCAAUGUGCUUCCUCACUACUGUAUGAUAUGAAGUUAUCUUAAAGGCUUGAGAUCCAGCUGAGCGUUAGGUGCCAUGAGUUGUCAUGUGAAAAACUAAUAAUAAAAAUGGAAGAUGGAUUUUC
Pogona vitticeps (central bearded dragon) is the source of this 881-nucleotide messenger RNA. It is a transcript of the gene POLR2L, whose product is annotated as RNA polymerase II, I and III subunit L. Gene Ontology annotation, biological process: tRNA transcription by RNA polymerase III; transcription by RNA polymerase II; transcription by RNA polymerase I. Gene Ontology annotation, cellular component: RNA polymerase II, core complex; RNA polymerase I complex; RNA polymerase III complex. Gene Ontology annotation, molecular function: zinc ion binding; DNA binding. The record is from RefSeq and is a predicted model, not a curated record. Lineage: Eukaryota; Metazoa; Chordata; Lepidosauria; Squamata; Agamidae.